AUGUCGUGCUUUGACGGCAUCUUCCCGCGAGCGGUCCCACAGGCACCGCUUGCCUUGUGCUUCUCCUGUGGACGGGGCUGCCCUAUGGAGCCUACCUCCUCAUCUUCUUGUCCCAACAGCGGCGGCGAGCAGGUAGCACCGCGUGGAUAGCUUUGGUAGCAUCACACGAGUGUUGGCUGUUGUUGCUUUAACCGUUCGGUCUCCUGAUAUACUAAAAAACAUCUACAUUUAAUGUUUUGCUGGGGUUCUUCCGAGUACAGGAGUAUCAUUUUUCGCUAGAGACGGACGCCCCCGUCUAGAUCCAGUCCUUUUUUUUUUUUUUUUUUUUUUUUUUCCAAAUACAACACAACGAGUCCAUUUCCGUCAGAGAAAAGAGUCAAAGACAGAUUAGCAAUGGAAUCAUAGCGUCAAAGAAAACUACCUGUUGUGUGUCCACGAUUUCCCAGACAGCAUAUAUGGACAUCUCCCCUGCGGAUAACAGGCUCAACAAGACAGUUUGGUAGCUGUGUUGUGUGUCUUAUAUAUGUUAUGUUGGGAAGGUGUAGACGAAAAGUGUUGGGCUGUUAGUUAGUUGGGUGUUUUAUGUGUGGCACCCUGUUGGUUGUGGAUCUCCAUCCAUUUUACACGUGUAUUUCCAGUUUGGUAUGCAUUUAACGCGAGGAAUAUGAUUUGGUAAGUAAUUGAGUUUGGUAUGCAUAUGCAUGCAUCUGUGUCAAAUUGUGCGGCACACGGGAGUGGUCUCCCAGUUUUGUGUAAUUUCAUGCCCAUAAAUGUGCGAAGGGCACGGGAGAACAUUCUUUCAUCAUUGCCUCCUGACGUGGUCGGUCGUAGGUAAGGCGUGUGGUUGAGGUUCCAUCACCGAUAUGUGGGUGUUCGUGUGUUCAAAUGUAAUGGGUUGGUCAUCUCUCUCGUCCGUGUGUAGGCAGGGAGUAUGGUUAUAUCUCUCCCCUCAGUGGGCAGCACAGACCAUAUGUAAAGAAGAGUUGAUCAUUUCGUGCAUAAUACAUCAUUUAUGUUUGGCACGACAGGAGGAAUGAGAUUUAGUUGUUCUGACAUUUUGACGGUGUACGUGGGUACGGAAAGUACUCCCUGUGUCCGUGAUGUUCCCUGAUGUUGUCGCAUCGAGUGGCAGCAUGUGCCAAGGACAGGUAGACGUGGAAGGACGGCGACAGGUGAAGGGCAGCAGUAGUAGUGUGUUGUGCAUGGUGGCUUGUUGGCUUGUACAGAGACCAGUACAUCUUCGACCGACCACACAUAAAGAGUUUGUUCGUACCUGUGGGGAUUUUUUGGAGUCCUGGGUCAGCCGAGAGCAGCAGCAAGGAGCAGAUACGAUGCAGUGUACUCUACAGCUUUACAGUCCGUCCUCCUCAAGUCCUAGCGGAGAUGAUUAGUAUCGCACAACGGCUGGAUCCGAAAUGCCGGCUAGCUCCGAAAACCAAGAGAGGUGGGUGGCUGAGCUAAAACCGGAAUGACUGCAUGCAUGCGUGCUCCUCUCAGCAGAUGUUGCUGGCUGGCUCUUUGAAGUGCAGAUUUCUGGUUCAGCAGAAUUUGAUUCCCAAUUUUUCCGUUGUCACCUGGGUACAGGGGAAUUUUUGAGAGGUGUACGGAAGUUGAUGAAUUGUCCUACUUGCAAGGGACACGUUUGAUUUUCAGUGUUCCCCCUUGCGGUUUCGACGGUCAAAAUUGUGGUUACCCACAAAUUUUCGCAUCGCUAUAAGCCAUCAGGCUUACUAAAUUACGUGUGUACAGAGUUUCGUUAACGUUAAAGAGUAAAUCGAAAGGGAUUUUUAUGUCGUUAAUACACACCAAGCGUUCUUAUUUUUAUUUUACAUAGACAUCACGAUAUAUGGACAUAACACAACAACAUUACUCCAGCUCCACAAGGAAACGGGACAUUUACCAGUGACUAAAGUAAAACGUAAUGCCAAGCAGAUUAACUCACCACAAAGUCCUUAGCAUCGAUUCGACUCCAAAUACCCAACUUCACUUUCUCCCAGUAUGAAUUCCGCACCAUAGGCGCAUUUACACCCACGAUGUUUGCAGUCACUGGCGAGGUGCGAAAAAAGGUAUACUUGAAAUUAUGUAAAGUAUUACGGAUAAGUCGACUAGAAUAGAAACGUGCAAGCAUGUCAGCUAUCAAUCUAGCUGUGGCAGCCUGGAAAAAUCGAAUAUCAGUACAUCUAAUAGCGAAUCGGCACAUUUGACAAUGCAACGUCGACAUUUUACAUCUAGUAGAUAACACUGUUUCCCAAUGUGGGAAUGCCCGAUACUGCUUCAACGUAGCCAUAUGUUGGCGCUUAUUAUACAUGCCAAUACUAGUCUUACCAGGAAUGUCUUGCCCUAUUUGCAUAUCCAGAAAAUGUGCGGAGUCCCCACACUGUUCUUGGGUGAUGCGAACGGGGUUGUCUAUCUGAUCACCACUCGUAUCUAACACCAUCUUUGGGUACAUACCACCAUAUUCAUUACCC
Molecule: messenger RNA, 2468 nt
Organism: Ectocarpus sp. CCAP 1310/34
Lineage: Eukaryota; Phaeophyceae; Ectocarpales; Ectocarpaceae
Source: the annotation of a GenBank genome assembly